AACCAGCAAACAUGCGAAUGGAUGAACGCACUGAAAAGGAGAUUCCCCCAACCGAGCGAGGAAUUAAAAAAUUAUUUUCUACCACGGUACAGCAUAUGUAGAUGGCGAGAGGAAGUCUCCUCAGUUGACACGAUUCAUUCGCCUCAACGGAAAAAAAAAAAAAAAAAAAAAAGAUACAUGCGUAUAUAUACAUAUGUACAUACAUACAUAUAUACAUACAUAGGGGUCAUAAAAAGUACCUUACGCGGGCGCGGACCACUGCAUCAUCCGUAGCUGACGCGUAGGAGAAACCCACCGAGAGAGCGUUCCUUUCGCGCCGCGAAGAAACGUGAAGAGAAGGCGCGGCUCUCCAUAGUGUUCAACGAGCCAGUCAAGAGGGGCAACAAAACGACGGGCGCGCUGAUUCACGCGUUUGUGUUUGUACGUGGGCAUGUAACUCACCUAAAGGAGUAACGCGAGUACGUUUGCCCAUGUAGAUGCGUCGCCCCUCCCUUCCCGCGCUGGCUUCUGACCCGUUGCGCUCGAUUGAUGAAUGGUCACCGCGAGGAGGACAGGGGGGGCACCAAAAGAAGAGAAGCGACGAAGCGGAGAAGAUAAGUGGUUGGCCAAUUGACCAGCGACGCAGGCGGGUGCCGAAAGAUGGGCGUGCCGGACAAGAAGCAGUACCGCAGCUCGAGCGAAAAUCACAGCGAGGAGGGGAGCUCCUCGGACGAUGAAAGGGUCAAGAGGAGCAGGCUACUUGAGAGGAGGCGACGGAUGGUGGAGAAGGAAAGAGAUGACAUGAUGAGUCGGAGGAGAAGGAGAGACGAAGAAGAAGAAGGAAGCAUCGACAGUGGGAGGAGAAGACGCAACAGACGAAUGGUAAAUAACAGCAGCGAGGAGGAGGACGACGAUGGAGAUGACGAAAGUGAUGAUAGUAGAGGGGGGAGAAGCGGCAGUGGGUACUCUUCCCGGGUGAACAGAGAACAUAGGAUGAAACAGAAAAGGAGAAUGAGACCAGGGGAAAGUGAAGAGAGGAGGUGCUCUAGUAGCAGCCGAGGAGGGUGGGGAAGCCCUAUGAGGGUCCGACGAAGGAGGGAAAGCCCUGAGAUGCCUUCAGCAAGGAGAGACAUGAGGAGUAGUGAGCGUAGAAUUAAAGGCCCGCCGCAUAGGCAUGUGGAAAUGCGGAUGCGGGGUCGGGAGUGGUAUGAGAGCCCGGAGAGGAGCUACCCGGAGGAGUGGCACAGGGGGAGGCACGCAGAGAGGCACGUAGAGAGAUACACCGAUAGGCACGCCGACAGGCACGCUGAUAGAUAUAGGGAAAGACGAAUUGAGAGGAGGCGGAGGGAGAGCGAUGACAACGAGGACGAUGAUGAGGAGGAGGAGGAGGAGGAGGAGGAGGGGCGAAGGGGAAAAAGGCGAGUCAGUGACGGCCGUGGAAGUAGCGGCGGUAGCGAGGUGCACCGAGGGAGGAGGUACAGAAGCCGCAGCAGGAGUGCCCACAUGAGACUGAGGGAGGGGCGCAGCGGGCGUAGUGAACGGGGGGGGAGAAGCCGGUCCAGGAGGAGAAGCAGAUCGGGGAGAAACAGAUCGGGGAGAAACAGAUCGAGGAGGAGAAGCCGCUCCAGGAGGCGAAGCAGGUCCAGACGGAGAAGCCCGUCGCGGGGGCGAAAGCGGGAUAGAAACAAAACGUACAAAUUUGACUCUCCACCCGAGUCGGCCGACGAAGGCGGAAGGAAGAAAGACACCAAGAGUCACCAGAGUAACCUCACCGCUAAUGUAAAAGGCGAAGAGGGGAUAACACCCCCUGCGGCGGCGCAUGAGAACACCAACAGCAGUCAGAAGGGCGCACCCAGUAACGAGGGUGGAAGCGCUAGCCAAGUGAAGACCGAUUUGGGAGCUAGCCAAAGCUACAACUCCAGCAACAUUGAGAGUCUAAUUAAGACGUUGGGUGGUGGUAGCAACUUGGUGAGCAGUUUGACGUCCACGCCGAACAGCAACCUGUUGACUACGCUGAGUGGCAGCGUGGGAGGGGCGGCGCUCCUCACCGAUGCGUCUAAAGGGGGGAUGAGUGUGGCUGCUCCGGAUGGGAAGGGCAAGGCGGUGGGAGAGGACCAGGGGGUGGGAAGUGCUAUAGUAGGGUUAGGCAGCGGCGUACCGGGGCUGGGUUUGAACCCGCCGCAGCUGAACAUGCUUCUGAAUGGGCAGCUGAAGCUGGACAACCAGGCCCUCCAACAGCUGUGCAAAGGCGCUCUGGGCAUUAACGAGCUGUGCCUGUCCUCCCUGGACGCAACUGCGGAGAAGACAGCGAGGGAGCUCUACGUGGGGAACAUCCCGCAGCACAUCGAGGUGCAGGAAAUCGUGAAGUUCCUCAACAAGUGCCUGCUCAUCCUGUACAACAAGGAUAGCGGCAGCGAGCUGGGGGAGGAGCGGGAAAACGCGCCGGAGGAGCAGGAGAGGGAGAGGGACCACCCGGGGCAGAGCCAGGGCCAAGGCCAAAACGCUGCGCAGAGCCAAAGCGAAGACAUCUGCCUGAAGGCGUGCAUCCGGGGAGACACGCACUACGCCUUCGUGGAAUUUAGAACCCUGCAGGAUACCUCCAACUGCAUGCUGCUAAACGGGAUCAACUUCUACGGGAACAACCUGCGGAUCGGCAGACCCAAGACCUUCCCCACGGAGCUGACGAGCCUCAUCCCACCAGCUACCAUCCCCCCGAUAGACAACUACUACCUCUCCCAGGGAGUCAUGGGGCUCCAGGCCUUCGCCGUUUUCCUUCAAAAUGAGGAGAAGAUGAAGAAUGCCCACCUACCCAUGAGCAUGAUCAAGCUUCAGAAGCUCUGCGUUUCUAACAUUUCAAAGAGCAAUGAAAGGGGCAAGAUAAGAGAGUUAUUGGAGGCCUUCGGAGAAAUAAAAGGGUUUGAGUGCUUCGAUGGAGACGAGUCGACUGACACGUACAUUGCAUUGGUGGAGUAUGAGACCCCAGAAAAUGCCAUGCAGGCACAGAAGAUACUUAACCAAAAUACAAGCUACAAGGUUCAGUUUGAAUAUGAAAUUGUGAGUGACCCUAUUAUUAAUAAACUUAUAAAGAGGAAGUAUAUGUCCUCGGAGAAUGCCUUCCUCUCUCAGCAGAUCCCCACGAGGGCUGUAGUCCUUAGCAAAAUUGCAACGUUCGAUGAGCUGCUAGACAGCGGUGAGUACAGGGACAUCGUCGAGGACAUCCGGGUUGAGUGCCAGAAGUUCGGCUCCGUCAUCGAGGUGGUGCUCCCGGUUUUCUCGCGCGAAACGUUCGACUACCUGCGCAGGGGGGGGGACGCGGUUGGCGCGGUUAGUGCGGUUAGUGCGGUUGGCGUGGAAGGACUCCCGCCAGUGGGGUCGUUCCCCUUGGAAGUGACGCCCCACGGGGAAGUACCCCCGGAGGAAGUGCUCCCACCUGAGGUAGUACUCCCACCUGAGGUAGCACUCCCACCUGAUGGAGUCCCCCCCCCGCCUGCUGGCACACCACCUGCUGGCAUCCCACCUGCCGCUUCCGCCCCAGAGGAGGACCGCACCCACCCCAACUACGACCUGACGUCCAUCGGCUGCGCCUUCAUCUACUUCGAAACCAUCGAGGCGGCCACCAAGGCGAGGAAGGAGCUCAGCGGCCGCAAGUUCGGCGCCAACAUCAUCGAGGCCAACUACUACAGCGAGAAGAAGUUCCUCCUCAGGAACUUUAAGGACGUCAAAUACAACUUUAAGAAGACGCACUCCUCCCUCUUCAACGUCAAUUUGAAGAUGGGCAACUUGACCUACUCGGACUGCUCCGACGACGCCUGA
This is a messenger RNA of Plasmodium vivax (malaria parasite P. vivax), 3792 nucleotides long. RefSeq lists its product as hypothetical. Bases 640 to 3792 code for a protein of 1050 amino acids. Gene Ontology annotation, cellular component: commitment complex; nuclear speck; U2-type prespliceosome. The record is from RefSeq and is a predicted model, not a curated record. The transcript has a single exon. Lineage: Eukaryota; Apicomplexa; Aconoidasida; Haemosporida; Plasmodiidae. Gene Ontology annotation, molecular function: poly-pyrimidine tract binding; pre-mRNA 3'-splice site binding.